Molecule: messenger RNA, 5800 nt
Organism: Antechinus flavipes (yellow-footed antechinus)
Lineage: Eukaryota; Metazoa; Chordata; Mammalia; Dasyuromorphia; Dasyuridae
Gene: CLCN6
Product: chloride voltage-gated channel 6
Exons: 23
Coding region: 71-2683 (870 amino acids)
Biological process (GO): transmembrane transport; chloride transport
Cellular component (GO): intracellular membrane-bounded organelle; lysosomal membrane
Molecular function (GO): voltage-gated chloride channel activity
Source: RefSeq, a predicted model, not a curated record
UCCUCGGGCGGGGCUGGGGGAAGGGGCGCUGGGUGUCUGGAGGGGGCAGAAGCAGAGGCGGCGGCCGAAGAUGGCGGGGUGCAGGGGUGUCCUGUGCUGCUGCUGCCGCUGGUGCUGCUGCUGCGGAGAGCGCGAGAGCCGCACCCCGGAAGAGCUGACUAUCCUUGGAGAAACACAGGAGGAAGAUGAUGAGAUCCUUCCCCGAAAGGACUAUGAGAGUUUGGACUAUGAUCGUUGUAUCAAUGACCCCUACCUGGAAGUGCUGGAAAGUAUGGAUAAUAAGAAAGGUCGAAGGUAUGAGGUGGUAAAAUGGAUAAUGGUGUUUGCUAUCGGAGUCUCCACUGGCCUGGUGGGCCUCUUUGUGGACUUCUUUGUACGACUUUUCACCCAGCUCAAGUUCCAUGUUGUACAGACCUCGGUCGAGGAGUGUAGCGAGAAGGGAUGCCUUGCCCUCUCCCUGCUGGAGCUCCUGGGCUUUAACUUGACUUUUGUCUUCCUAGCCAGCCUGCUCGUCCUGAUUGAGCCAGUGGCAGCCGGUUCUGGGAUUCCAGAGAUCAAAUGCUACUUGAAUGGUGUGAAAGUGCCAGGCAUUGUCCGCCUCCGGACCCUGGCGUGCAAGGUUCUGGGAGUGCUCUUCAGCGUGGCCGGAGGACUCUUUGUAGGGAAGGAGGGCCCCAUGAUCCACAGUGGUGCAGUUGUAGGUGCUGGACUCCCUCAAUUUCAGAGCAUCUCUCUGCGGAAAAUCCAGUUUAACUUCCCCUAUUUUCGAAGUGACAGAGACAAGCGAGAUUUUGUGUCAGCAGGCGCAGCAGCAGGGGUUGCUGCGGCUUUCGGGGCCCCCAUCGGGGGCACCCUCUUCAGCUUAGAAGAAGGUUCGUCCUUCUGGAACCAGGGGCUCACUUGGAAAGUGCUCUUUUGUUCCAUGUCUGCCACAUUCACUCUGAACUUCUUUCGCUCUGGAAUCCAAUUUGGAAGUUGGGGUUCUUUCCAACUCCCUGGGUUGCUGAAUUUUGGAGAGUUUAAGUGCUCUGACUCUGAUAAAAAAUGUCACCUCUGGACAGCUGUGGAUUUGGGUUUCUUCAUCGUGAUGGGGGUCAUUGGGGGCCUCCUCGGAGCCACAUUCAACUGUCUGAACAAGAGGCUUGCAAAGUACCGUAUGCGAAACGUGCACCCGAAACCUAAGCUUGUCAGAGUCUUGGAAAGCCUGUUGGUAUCCCUGAUGACUACUGUUGUGGUAUUUGUUGCUUCCAUGAUUUUGGGAGAGUGCCGGCAAAUAUCCUCUGCAAGUCAGAGUGGUAACGACUCCUUCCAGCCACAGGUUAUCUCAGAAGACGUCAAUGCAAGCAUCAAAACCUUUUUUUGCCCCAAUGAGACCUACAAUGACAUGGCAACGCUAUUCUUCAAUCCCCAGGAAUCUGCCAUUCUGCAGCUUUUUCACCAAGAUGGUACUUUCAGCCCCAUCACUUUGGCUUUGUUCUUUACCCUCUACUUCUUACUCUCGUGUUGGACUUACGGCAUGUCGGUUCCGAGCGGCCUCUUCGUGCCCUCCCUGCUCUGUGGAGCUGCCUUUGGACGCUUAGUUGCCAACAUUCUGAAAAGCUACAUUGGAUUGGGCCACAUCUAUUCAGGGACCUUUGCCUUGAUUGGUGCCGCAGCUUUCUUGGGUGGUGUGGUCCGAAUGACCAUCAGUCUUACAGUCAUCCUGAUAGAGUCCACCAACGAGAUCACUUAUGGGCUUCCCAUUAUGAUCACCUUGAUGGUGGCCAAGUGGACCGGAGACUUAUUCAACAAAGGCAUUUAUGACAUCCAUGUGGGACUGCGAGGGGUGCCGCUUCUGGAGUGGGAGACAGAAGUGGAAAUGGACAAGCUGAGAGCUAGUGACAUCAUGGAGCCCAACCUGACUUAUGUCUACCCACACACUCGCAUCCAGUCUCUGGUCAGCAUUCUACGAACCACAGUCCACCAUGCCUUCCCUGUGGUGACAGAGAAUCGUGGCAAUGAGAAGGAAUUCAUGAAAGGAAACCAGUUGAUCAGUAACAACAUAAAAUUCAAGAAAUCUAGCAUUCUCACCCGGGCUGGUGAGCAGCGCAAAAGGAGCCAGUCCAUGAAGUCCUAUCCCUCAAGCGAGCUCCGUAACAUGUGUGAUGAGCACAUCGCCACGGAGGAGCCGGCCGAGAAGGAGGAUCUCCUCCAGCAGAUGCUGGAGAGGAGAUACACACCCUAUCCCAACCUGUAUCCAGACCAGUCCCCCAGUGAAGACUGGACCAUGGAAGAACGCUUCCGCCCUUUGACCUUUCAUGGCCUGAUUCUUCGAUCUCAGCUGGUCACGUUGCUGGUCCGAGGUGUCUGUUAUUCUGAAAGUCAGUCGAGCGCCAGCCAGCCCCGGCUCUCCUAUGCCGAGAUGGCCGAGGACUAUCCUCGCUACCCCGACAUCCAUGACCUGGACUUGACUCUGCUGAACCCCCGGAUGAUUGUGGACGUCACCCCUUACAUGAACCCGUCGCCAUUCACGGUCUCGCCCAACACGCACGUCUCCCAAGUCUUCAAUCUGUUCCGGACGAUGGGCCUCCGGCACCUGCCGGUGGUGAACGCAGUGGGGGAGAUUGUUGGGAUUAUUACAAGGCACAACUUGACGUAUGAAUUUCUCCAAGGAAGACUAAGACAGCACUAUCAGACCAUCUGACCUCCACCACUCGCGCUCCAGUUACAAGGCAGCCCAUCCUCUCCUGGGGCGAGCCUCAGGGUGACUCAUUUACAUUCUGCCCUGGACCUCAGCUCUCCCAGCGUGGAGGAUUCACCAGUUGGUUUUACCCACGUACACACAAAGCUGGGAUUGUCAAUCAUUUAACUGGUCAGAGAGGUGAGGGGUUUUAGUUCACAGCAGAAACGCUGCCCGGCAGAGAGACUUCCCUGGCUGCUAUCUCCUUCCCCUCUCACACACUUCCUUGUCAUCAGAUGUUGACACUGGCCCCGGGCUCUUCAGCUCUCCCCGGGGACCAGAGGUUUAAAGUGCUCCCUCCUGAGCCCUGUCCUCCCCACUAUGGAGGAAGCUCAGCAUUUCAUCCCGGGCGCUCCUCCUCCAUCGCUGCUUUCCUGCUGCAGCUGAUGCCUUAGUCGAGGAAAGGGGAUUUUUGGCUUCGGCAGCACUGCUGUACUGCCAGCUGUAAAAUGAAGCGAAUAACUGCUGUGAGGAAGCGAGAACCUGACAGAGAUUCCUUCUCAGUGUGUGAUUCUUAGCUUGGUCCCCUGCUCUUUCUUUUGUGAUUCCACUGUCAUGCUUUCUUGGAGUCAGGGAGUACUCUGACAGUGGCCCCUGGCCUUGUGUGUGCUGCUAGGACAUUCCAGAAAGGUAGGAAUUAGAACAGGAGUCCUGGCGUUAUGAAAGGAGUCUCGGUGAGGAUAUCAGGGAUGCACACCCUCAGCAGGGAGUCCCCUUCGGGCCAGAGCUGCUCCCUCUACGUCUGUCUCCCGGCUCCCUUCCACCCUCCAUGUUUCCAGUUGCCUUUGGGCCCCUUACAGCUUAGACUUGCCCUGCCGAUGUGAAGUGAGUAGAUAGGAUGCUCCCAGCCCCUUUUCUUCUCCAAAGAUAACUAAGCAAAAGCAUCUUUAGUUCCAUCAGUUUUCUGGGGGAAGCAGCCCAAAGGCUUUUCUCAUCAUUCAAAGUUGUCCAGGAGAGCAGGGCACCCGUGAGUCUGAAAUUGUGUAGGCUUUUUACAUGAUGGCAGAAACUCGAUGGGUGAGGGCUUAAGCUGCUGACCCUGCUGGGCUUGUGCUGAGUGAGGGGGAAGAUGAGACCUGAGCUAUGGCGAGGGGCCCUCCCCUUCCUCCUUUGACCCCAGAGCUGAUGUGCUCACAAAGGCUUUGUGCUCCUCACGUUGCCCUGAGUUGUCCUGCCGGCAGCACAGGUAGCUAGGAGUCCCCCAGACUUCUCUCCCUUUCUGAUAGUUCACAGUUCUCCUCCAGGCUUUGGAUUAAAAGCACCACACAGCAGGCAGCCUCACCUCAUCUCUGGUAGCCGUUACUCACUUGCUCCACUUCCGCUGGAGCAGCUCCUUCUCUGAGCGGGACACCGGCUGGUCAGGCGUUGGUGGACGGGGCCUCCCGGUCCUUCUGCUGCUCCUUCCAGCUGUGUCCUCUGAGCUGGCCGCCCACGUGAUGCUUACAUCCCCUUUGACCCAAGAUAUCAUGAAUGGCAUCCUCUGCUUUUAGUUUUUUCCUCCUCCCUAGAAAGUGAGCUGCGCGCUUGCUUCGGCUCCUGUUUCCCUCCGUCACUGCUGCAAAGGCCUGGCCUGAUGUCCGAUUUGGGAAGUGGCGUCAGUCCCGGCUCGUAGUUCGUUUCUUAAAAUCAGCACAUCUGAAAGCGAAUUUCCCUAAAGAGCAAGGUGCUCUUGUGAAUCCUGCGGGUCUGACUUGGAUUCAGUUUGCCCGAGGUUCUUUAUCACUUUGACCAAAAUUACUGUAACUUGUUCCUAAAUUACUCAGUUUUUCUGGAUGGAGAAAAAAUUCCCCAUCAUCCAGGAAAUUUCUAGGACCAAAAUGCCAGAUCCCUUUGAAUUGGGUAUCUGUGUCUGAUUGUGAAAUCGGUUAACUACUGUGGUGACCACCAUUUUAACUUGUGAAAGAGUCCAGAUGCUAGUUUUCACUUCCUUUUUUCAUUUUUUUCCUUUUUAAAAAUCUCAUUACGAUUGACCAAGAGCUUUGAAAACCUAUUGCACUACAAAGACUGCACAGACCAGGAGAAUUACUCUCCAUUGAACAGGAAUCUAAGCCCUCGUGUUUUUCCUUCCCGUCUACCUCUCACACUGAAAGCGACGGGUUCCCCUUUGUGGUCUGCCUUCUCAUCUGGACAGCAAAUCCAUCUGGCCUUGCCCCGAGGUUACCUCAGUGUAGCAAUGCUGGCAUUUCCCACCCCAGUGCACAGACUCUCAGAUUAGGGGACACCCCCAAGAAAGGUUUUUCUGCUGUCACUGUGGCCUAGAAGGCAAAUCCGGUGGAGUCUGAACUGACCAAGACUGGAGCAUCCCAGAUCGUUCUUCGUGAGGGUUCCAAGCUCUUUGGGGCCCUAUGCUCCUUUUCCUCACUCAACUCUUUUUUAUCACCCUCUUCUGGAAAGCUUGAAGGCAAUAGCUUCUCCACCUACAAAAGAGAGAAUGUGAAUCUCAGGCUUUGAGUCACCCUCAAGCAUCUGUGGAAGAAACCAGCGUUUUACAUUCUCAACACAGCCUCCAGGCUCUGUGGGCUGGCACCUUAAGCACCACAGUGUAAGAUGAUUUUUUUUUUUUUUUUUGCUUUUCUCCCCGACGACGUGACGCCAGGAUUCCCCACAGCCGGGGUUUUCUCUCACUGAAUGUGGAAGGAGGACAAAUGAAGAAGCCACACUCCCUGGCUGAUGACCUAAUCAGAUCACUUGUUUAUUUUAACUAACAGUUUCUGGUGUAGAGCUGAUAGCUAGAUGAAAUUGUGUUUGCGGAUAUUGCUCUCUGAUGCUGUUCUGAUGCAGACCCGAGCAACGAUGUGCACCCAGUGGCGGGACGGUCCUAAAGAAAGGGUUUCUGGGGCCCCUCCUGAGAACCCGUGCAGUGUUCAUGUGCAGUAUUAGUAUUGCCUUGCAACAGUCAUUUCAAUGGGAACUUUUUUUUUCUGUUUGCACUGUUUAUAAAAUAAUGUAAGCUAAUUCCAUUGUGUAUAUAUAGUAUUUUUUUUAAUUUGUACAAAAAAUAUUUUUAUUUGAACUUUUGGCACUUGGAAGUCCUCAUUGUAACCAUAACAUGUCUGAGAAUAAAAUUGUCUGUGUCCUUCA